CUCCCACACACCGAUGUAGAUUCUCUGUCACAGUCACUCCCACAGUUUAAAAAGAAACAAGCGCCAUUAGUCUGCACUGAAGCAUGGUGACACUUGACACAUCUCUUUCUCUGGCGAAGACCCUUGAGCAUAGAGCGGAAAACUUAAACAAGCGGCAGUUUCCACAGAAGUUCCAGAAGUUUACCCAAAAGGACGAGGACAUGGAGUAUGGAGACUCGUCUCCCGGGGAGUACAUUGUCCGAAGGGAAGUUCUGGAUGAGUCCCGUCUGGAUGUGGUGGCACAAAAAGGGACGUGGUCCAUCAAACCAACCGUGGGUGACCGGGUGAAGGAAAUGUUGAGGUGUUCUGCUCCCCGCCUGAAGGACGUACUCCUGGCCCGGAUACCCGUUCUCGCCUGGCUGCCUAAAUACUCAUUUCGAGAAAAUAUCAUUGGUGACGUGAUCUCUGGCUGCAGCGUGGGCAUCAUGCAUCUGCCACAGGGUAUGGCAUAUGCUCUUCUGGCUUCCUUACGCCCCGUUUUGGGACUUUACUCCUCCUUCUACCCGGUGCUGGUCUACUUUAUCUUUGGCACCUCCAGGCACAUCUCUUUGGGUACAUUUGCCGUGAUCAGCAUCAUGGUUGGGAGUGUGACAGAGAGGCUUGCACCAGACAGCAACUUUAUGGUAAAUGGGACCAAUGGGACAGAGAGUGUGAACAUCGCUGCGAGGGACUCGUCCAGAACACAGAUAGCGUGCUCCCUCACAGUGCUGACGGGAAUCUUUCAGAUCCUCCUGGGUGUGGUGAGGUUUGGUUUCAUGGUCACCUACCUCUCUGAGCCGCUUAUUCGAGGCUACACCACAGCAUCAGCGUGCCACGUGUGUGUCUCCCAGCUCAAAUACCUGUUUGGAGUCAAACCGGCUCGCUUCGCUGGCCCUCUCUCCCUCAUUUAUACUCUGGUGGAAAUUUGCAGACUUCUGCCCCAGACGAGGGUCCCAGAGCUGGUGGUCAGUGUGGUGGCUCUUUCCGUUCUCAUUGUUGCCAAAGAGAUCAAUGACUGCUACAGACAGAAGCUGCCAUUACCAAUCCCUAUAGAGCUUAUAGUUAUCGUCGCGGCAACUAUCAUAACCUACUUUUGUGGACUCCGCAGUGAAUAUUUCAUCGAUGUGGUUGGAGAGAUUCCCAGUGGGCUCAAGCCCCCUCGUGCUCCUGAUACCACUCUUUUCUCAAAGAUGAUAGGUGACGCUUUUGCUGUGGCCAUCGUGGGCUACGCCAUCAACAUUUCCCUGGGCAAAACAUUCGCCCUCAAACAUGGCUACAAGGUGGACAGCAACCAGGAGCUUGUUGCUUCUGGUCUCUGUAACACCAUUGGUGGUUUUUUCCGGUGUUACGCUGUGACUUCCUCGUUGUCUCGAAGUCUUGUGCAGGAGAGCACCGGGGGCAAGACACAAGUUGCUGGGAUUAUCUCCUCUGUUAUUGUGCUCAUCACAGUUUUGAAAAUAGGCUCUCUUUUUGAAGAUCUUCCCAAGGCCGUUUUAUCCACAAUCGUGUUUGUGAAUCUAAAAGGGAUGUUCAAGCAGUUUAUUGACGUGCCCAUGCUGUGGAGGACCAACAAGGUUGACUUGCUUGUGUGGCUGGUUACAUUCGUAAGCACCAUCCUGCUCAAUCUGGACAUGGGUCUGGCUGUCUCUGUCAGCUUUUCCAUGCUCACAGUCCUCUUCAAAACACAACUACCCAGCUACUCAAUCUUGGGUAAUGUACCGGGCACGGACCUGUAUCUGGACACGGAGGCCUACAGAGAGGCUAAAGAGAUCCCAGGAAUAAAAAUCUUCCGCUCAUCAGCCACUAUCAACUUCACAAAUGCCGAAAGUUACUUGGAGUCCCUGCAAGAGAAGAGUGGGAUCGACAUUGGAAAACUGCAAACUGAGAAGAAGAAACGGGAGGCCCUGCAGAAGCGUAACCAAAAGAAAGAGAAAAAAAGAGAAAAGGAUGAAGCAAAGAAAAAUAAACUAAAUGAAAGGAAGAAUAGCCAGAAUGGCGUUGUUUUGAGCAUGACAGAUGUAGAUCCAAACUUCCCUGAUAAAGGUCAGGUCAACUGGGCUUAUCAUCCUGACAGAGUUACAUUAGACUCUGAUUCAAACACGUAUGAGGAAAUUACAACGGUUUCACAUCAACAUGAACUUGGGAAACAUAGCAACUGCAGAUCUGGCACCCACAGCAUCAUUCUGGACGUUUCCAUGGUCAGCUCUGUGGACACGGUCACUGUGAAGACACUGAAAAACAUUUUUAGGGACUUUGGAGAAGUCGGCGUGGCCAUCUAUCUAGCUGGCUGUCAAGCCUGUGUGGUGGAGCAGAUGGAAAGGGCAAACUUCUUCUCGGACUCCAUCCCCAAGAGCUGGUUGUUUGUCUCAGUUCAUGAUGCAGUCCUUCGUGUUCUCCAGACACUGCAGCCGGAGACGGAUGUCAUGCUUGAUAGUUCGUGCAAUACCCAUAUGUGACCAGCAGGAGUCGUGGUUUUUCGUCUUUCUUCAACUCAAGCAAUGUUCCACCCUCCCCCCCACCACCACACGCCCCGCCCCCUCCCCCUUUCAGCGGGGCAGAAUGCGCCACCUUGACAUGGCGGCCGG
Messenger RNA from Fundulus heteroclitus (mummichog), 2603 nucleotides. It is a transcript of the gene slc26a6l2, whose product is annotated as solute carrier family 26 member 6. Bases 84 to 2474 code for a protein of 796 amino acids. Gene Ontology annotation, biological process: transmembrane transport. The transcript has 19 exons. Lineage: Eukaryota; Metazoa; Chordata; Actinopteri; Cyprinodontiformes; Fundulidae. Gene Ontology annotation, cellular component: membrane. The record is from RefSeq and is a predicted model, not a curated record. Gene Ontology annotation, molecular function: secondary active sulfate transmembrane transporter activity; chloride transmembrane transporter activity; bicarbonate transmembrane transporter activity.